This is a messenger RNA of Myxozyma melibiosi, 2415 nucleotides long. RefSeq names its product SPX domain-containing protein. Lineage: Eukaryota; Fungi; Ascomycota; Lipomycetes; Lipomycetales; Lipomycetaceae. Bases 1 to 2415 code for a protein of 804 amino acids. The record is from RefSeq and is a predicted model, not a curated record. Gene Ontology annotation, biological process: polyphosphate metabolic process; transmembrane transport; phosphate ion transport. Gene Ontology annotation, cellular component: membrane. Gene Ontology annotation, molecular function: phosphate transmembrane transporter activity. The transcript is spliced from 2 exons.
AUGAAGUUCAGUCGCACCGUUCAGUUCAACGCGGUGCCGGAAUGGUCGGCUUAUUACAUCAGCUACUCGAAUCUCAAAAAACUCAUCCAAAACCUCGAGUCUGAGGCAAACAACCGCGCCGUUCAGCUCCAGCGCGAGUCAGAGACCGUCUCGCUGAUUGCGAACGACGACGCCUACGCAGACUUCGACGUCAUCUUCCGCCGCGCGCUCGACGACGAGCUCGACAAGAUCUGCAAGUUCUACGCCGACAAGUAUCGCGAGCUCAGCGAGGAGCUUUUGCAGCUCAAGCAGGAUGUCUAUGAGUUUACCGAUAACGCCGGACCCGAGGAGGCGAGCACGUCCUCGGGCUCGUCGAUCACCACCAGUAGUCAUCAGUUCUCUGACGGCGAGAGCGUGCUGGCGGCCGUGAACACUGCCGAGCGUGGUGGCCCGCUGACUGACAAGUCCGUUGACGCGCUCUCGCUGAGCUCGUUCCGCGACGACUCGGGCUUUGACGAGAUGGCGGAUCUGAAGAUUACGCUCAAGAAGCGCGUCAUUGCGCUCUAUGUGGCGUUCUCGGAGCUCAAGUCGUACGUCACCCUCAACAGGACCGGGUUUGCAAAGGCGCUGAAAAAGUACGCAAAGGUUCUCAACCGAGAGAUUCCCGGAGGCUAUGUCGUCAACGAUGUCGAGCAGUCUGUGCCGUUUCUGCCGCAGUCGCGCGCAGAGCUCGAUGAGCGGCUCGACGAAGCGACGGAGCUGUACGCCGUCAUCAGCACUCGCGGUGAGAUUGGUCAGGCCAAGGCCGAGCUGCGGGUGCAUCUGCGCGAGUACGUGGUUUGGGACCGCAACUCUGUGUGGCGCGAGAUGAUGGGGAUUGAGAGUAAAGUGCAGGGCGUCGGCAUCACGAACCAGGGCUUGCUCGUGAGCUCGAAUCCGAUUGCGGACGCGCUCGAGCACAAGUCUGCUGCGAGCCAGCCGCCGUACGAGAUUGUGACGCGGUACGGAGUGAUUCGGCUGCCGCGGAUAAUUUUCAACUCUACCUCUGCUAUUCUGGCAGUUAUCGUGGCUACGUUUGUCGUCUUGCUGGUCGUGCCUAUCUUUGACGAUCCGACGCCGCAGGCGUGUCUUGCGAUUUUGAUUGCGGCGUCGAUGCUGUGGGCUACCGAGGUGAUUCCGCUGUUUGUGACGUCGAUGCUGGUGCCGUUGCUGGUGGUUGUGUUUCGAGCUGUGCGGUCGGACGAUAUGGAGCACGAGCGGUUGAGUGCGCCGGACGCGACAAAGUACAUUUUUGCGUCGAUGUGGACGCCGGUGAUUAUGCUUUUGCUGGGCGGGUUUGCGAUUGCGUCUGCGCUGAGCAAGUACAAUAUCGCAAAGGUGAUUGCGACGUGGGUGCUGAGUAAUGCGGGCACGAAGCCGCGCAACGUGCUGCUGAUGACGAUGUUUGUCGCCAUGUUUUUGAGCAUGUGGAUUUCAAACGUUGCCUCUCCGGUGCUGUGCUUGUCUAUCAUUCAGCCGCUGCUGCGGACGCAGGACAGCGAGUCCAACUUCCCCAAGGCAUUGAUUCUCGGAAUCGCGCUGGCGUCGAAUAUCGGAGGCAUGGCGUCGCCGAUCGCGAGUCCGCAGAACGUGAUUGCGCUGCAGAACAUGCGGCCGAAUCCGUCGUGGGGCGCGUGGUUUUUCAUUGCGUUGCCGGUUUGCAUUUUGUCGAUUUUGUUGAUCUGGGUGUUUAUGUUGAUUACACUGAAUCCUGCAAAAGGCGCGAUCUAUACAAAGAUCGAGCGCAAGACAGAGAGAUUUGACCGGACGCAGAUUUUUGUGAGUGCGGUGACGUUGGUGACGAUUGCGCUGUGGUGCGUGUCGCAUCAGCUUGAAGGGGUGUUUGGCGACAUGGGCGUGCUUGCGAUUAUCCCUCUGGUUGUCUUUUUCGGCACCGGUCUGCUGACGAAGGAGGAUUUCAACAACUUUAUGUGGACGAUCAUCAUUCUUGCGAUGGGCGGAAUCGCGCUGGGAAAGGCGGUUUCGUCGUCGGGCUUGCUGGACACGAUCGCGAUGGGUAUCCGGUCGCUUGUGAGCGGGAUGGGCGUGUACGGCGUGAUGGUGGUGUUUGGCUCGCUCAUCCUGAUCAUCGCGACGUUUAUCUCGCACACAGUCGCGGCGCUUAUCUUGCUGCCGAUUGUGGCGCAGGUCGGGCAGGCGAUGGACGACCCGCAUCCGAAUCUGCUGGUGAUGGGCGCCGCGCUGCUGUGUUCGGGCGCGAUGGGUCUGCCGACGUCUGGGUUCCCGAACGUGACUGCGAUCUGCACGACGGACGACCAGGGACGGCCGUAUUUGACGGUUAGUCUGUUUAUUACGAGAGGAGUGCCUGCGAGUUUGAUUGCGUAUGUUGUGAUUAUCUCGCUGGGGUACGGAUUGAUGAAGAUUGUGAGGUUGUGA